This is a messenger RNA of Chara braunii, 1572 nucleotides long. NCBI's taxonomy places the organism in Eukaryota, Viridiplantae, Streptophyta, Charophyceae, Charales, Characeae. The record is from the annotation of a GenBank genome assembly.
AGCUGCAUCUUCUGACGGUCCAAUGGAACCCGACACGAUGGGGCCACAACCGACCACGGGCGAAGCAGGAGAGGAGUACAGGGCAUCGCCCGAUCGAGCACUGAGGGAUCUGAAGGAACGAAUUAGGCAAGAAGCAUCGCUGAGAUGGGGCGACCAAACCAAUGACGGAGGACCCGACAUGAGAGGCGAACCCGUUGCGACAGAGCUGCAGGAGGCUCUAAAGACGGGUACCUCGAGCGGACGACGAGAAGCGACGAGGCGGCGCUCCCCCGAGUACGAGCAGAGGAGGGACACCAUAGCGGACAGGUCGCGCGGACGGUUUGAGCGCGGUGGAGAUGCGAGAGAGCAGCGCGACGAGUUGCGGGGAUGGUACAACCGAGGGGACCGACGCGAUGAGUCACGAGGACGAUAUAACUCGGGGGACCGCCGGGAUGAUUCGCGAGGGCGAUAUAACCAAGGAGGGUCUGGAGGAGACCGGCGCAACGAUUCGCGCAUUCGGAAUGAGAGAGGGGGAUACGGUGUCUCAUCAGAACAAUAUCCAAAGUUGCCUGACUCCAACGCGGCCAGGAAUUCGAUGUUUAAAGGCGCAGACGACAAGGCGUCUACUCCCAGGAACUCAUGCGUCUAUUGUAGAGGAGAAGAUCAUAUCAAGAGGGAUUGCCCGGACCUCAAACGGGCAAUAGAAGAGGGACUUGUCGUGCUUGACGACCGCAAGUACGUCAAGUGGGCAGAUGAUCUCGGAGAUGUAUCGAUGUUCCCUUCGAUGAAGGAGAAUGUYGAAGCAAGGAGAAUAAAGACGAGUAAAGGAAUGAAGCCGGUCAGGAGCCAGAGCAUCAAGAUAACCUUUGAGGGGGACAUGACGACUACACCCAUAAGGGUGGCAGCCACCAAGUUGGCGAGAGGGUCUACAUCAAAGAAAUAUGACAUGGAUUACGUGAUGGCGGAGAAGGACGGGCAGCGGGUCGAUGGAGAGGAGGUUAUCCUUUCGCCGCGGAAGCGGGGAGUUAAGAAGUUCUUAAUGAAGAGUUCGCUGGACGAGAUUGACACGGUCGAGCCACUGAAGCGGGCCCUUUGGCAACCCAUGCAGUGCUCUAUUCUGGAGUACCUGGCGGCAUCGAAGCCAGCUCGUGAUGAGUUACAGAUGAUCACGAGGAAGACCCGCAUACCUCUAUCGGAGGAGGGUCAGGGGGCCCCUAAGGCGGAAGCUUCUACAGUAACAGUAACUGGGAUGACUGCCAGAGCGGAUCGCAUGGCGACAGUCCUUCUGGAUGGAAUGGAAGGUGUGCCUCCAGACAAGUUUUAUAUACUUGGUAGCGGGGCCGUGGAGACGAUUAUAAACGAGGAUGCGGUACUCGAUGCUGUGAUUGAUAACGGCAGUGAGGCUGUUAUCAUAGACGAGGACCUUGCGGUACAAGUUGGACUGGGCCUCGAUAGGUCAUACCUAUUCGAGAUAGAGACGGAUGAUGGCAGAAAGCAACAAAUCACUGGGUUUGUCACAAGGCAGCCAUAGAGGUCCAAGGGGUGCAAGUAACCCUGCCUGUCUUUGCAGUCAAGAACUGCAACUCCGACCUG